AUGGAAGCUUUGUCUUGCUUGUUGAAGAAAGCUAAAGAGAUUGGUGUUCUUAGAGGUAUCAAUUUUACCGAUCAUGGAGCCAACAUUACGCAUUUAUUCUACGCAGACGAUGCUCUUAUUAUGGGAGAAUGGUCCCGUGAAAACCUUCAGAACACAGCUCGGAUCUUAAGGGUUUUUUACAUGUGCUCGGGUCUUCGUAUUAACAUUCACAAAUCUAAUUUGUUUGGUGUUGGGACCGAUGACAUUGAAGUUGAUAACAUGAUGGAGGUGUUGGGUUGUAAAAGAGGGGAUUUUCCGUUUGUUUAUCUAGGGAUCCAAGUUGGUGUGAACAUGUCUCGGAUAAGCAAUUGGAACAUGGUGAUUGAAGUGAUAAAGAGGCGCUUGGAGUCUUGGAAGGCUAGGACAUUAUCUAUAGCGGGCCGAUUGGUUCUCAUUAAAGCGGUUCUAGAAAAUCUUCCGAUUUAUUACCUAUCCCUUUACCAAACUCCGGUGGCGGUGAUUUAA
Messenger RNA from Helianthus annuus (common sunflower), 504 nucleotides. RefSeq lists its product as uncharacterized. Bases 1 to 504 code for a protein of 167 amino acids. The transcript has a single exon. The record is from RefSeq and is a predicted model, not a curated record. Lineage: Eukaryota; Viridiplantae; Streptophyta; Magnoliopsida; Asterales; Asteraceae.